Molecule: messenger RNA, 603 nt
Organism: Acanthosepion pharaonis
Lineage: Eukaryota; Metazoa; Mollusca; Cephalopoda; Sepiida; Sepiidae
Source: the annotation of a GenBank genome assembly
AUGGCAAAGACCAAAUCCAAGAACAGUAGCAAUAAAAAGUUUGCAUCUAUGAAACGAAUGAUAAGUCUUAAAGAUGCCCGCAUAAAGCACGAACAACGUCAAAAGAAGCCAAAGAAAAUAGACAAAAGUAAAAUUACAAUACGUGAUGCACCCCAAACAUCAUCUGCAUUGUUCUUCACCUACAACACACAGCUUGGACCACCAUAUCGAAUUCUACUAGAUACCAAUUUUAUCCACUUUUCUGUUAAAAAUAAAGUGGACAUCAUUACUGGUCUGAUGGACUGUCUUUAUGCUAAAUGCAUUCCAUAUGUGACUGACUGUGUCAUGGGAGAAUUGGAAAAACUUGGAGUCAAAUACAGAGUAGCUCUCAAAGUGAUAAAAGAUUCUCGAUUUGAACGUCUCACUUGUCUUCACAAAGGAACUUACGCUGACGAUUGUCUUGUACAACACAUUACACAGCACAAAUGUUACAUUGUUGGCACAUGUGAUAAGGACCUUAAACGUCGCAUCCGUAAGAUUCCUGGUGUCCCUAUUAUGUUCUUGCGAAAGAAAGGUUAUUCUAUAGAAAGAAUGCCAGAUGCUUUUGGAGCCCCAAAGGUGUGA